AUGGAAAAGUAUCUGGUGGACUCGGAGGAGGACCUUGGGCUCAAGGAGGGCGUAGGAUCAGGCGGUUCUGUCCGGGACCUUGGGAUCAGGGAGGAUAUGACAAUGUUUGGAGGCACUGGAAGUGGGCCAUGGCAACAAGGCGGUUAUGGUGGUCAGGAUUCUUGGGCUGCAAAGGGCGGUAAUGGUAACGGUAAAUUUGGUAGUGGUGGUGCCGGACCUGGCAAGGUGCCGGUGGUGGAGGAGACGGCGGCGGUUGGCAGGCCGACCAGGGAAGCGUUGGCGUAUGGAUCGGAGAUGUCAGUCAGAAGGGCAGAGGCAGCUUCGGCCCGCAGGCUGGAGGAAGACGAAAGAAUAAUUACCUGCCGUCCCAAGGUGGCGCUAGCUGGGAUGGACAGGCAGGGGGGCAAAACGGUGGUGGUGCAGGUGGUGGCUGGGAUGGCGGGCGCAUUCCAGAAAGGUCGUGGGGGAUUUGGUGGGGGGCAGAGAGGCGGGGCGUAG
Messenger RNA from Dermacentor silvarum, 498 nucleotides. RefSeq lists its product as uncharacterized. The record is from RefSeq and is a predicted model, not a curated record. NCBI's taxonomy places the organism in Eukaryota, Metazoa, Arthropoda, Arachnida, Ixodida, Ixodidae. Bases 1 to 498 code for a protein of 165 amino acids. The transcript has 2 exons.